Galendromus occidentalis (western predatory mite) is the source of this 4647-nucleotide messenger RNA. RefSeq lists its product as uncharacterized. The transcript has a single exon. Lineage: Eukaryota; Metazoa; Arthropoda; Arachnida; Mesostigmata; Phytoseiidae. The record is from RefSeq and is a predicted model, not a curated record. Bases 1 to 4647 code for a protein of 1548 amino acids.
AUGAGCAACGAAGAAAAACCGAAACACAUCGCCAUUCCGGAGAUGGAGGAACCCGACGAAGAUCCGGGAAAUUCCCAAGCCGAAAUAGAUGCCCAUCAAUGCGGUAGCUCGAGGGCUUCAGCUACACCUGGCGCCUCGAGAGUACAUUGGAAAACUAGGCAAAAGUACGAGAAAAUCCUCGAAGAUCAGAUUGCCAGACGUACUCUGGUUAGGAAUAGUUUGGAAGAUCGGGUCGACAGGAUAAAACUGUUGUGCGAGAACCCCCCGGAAAACAUUCGCCGUCACGCGAAACUCCACGCAGCAAUGCUGGAGCGUUCCGAGUCAGAGCUGCGAACACUCGACACAGAAAUUGCGGACCUGAUGCGAAAACUCAACCCUUCGGAUUUGGUGGAGGAUUACGAUCGGGUGAUUUUCUUUGAAGAAAUGGUGAUCGGCGCCCAAAGCGAUCUCGAAGACUUGCAGAAAGCCUCACUGGCGGAUCGUAGUGAACAUUCCGUUGGCGGUGCGAGCGCCGAUGACCAAUGCAUCCAGCCGGAUGCGGAUGAUCAGAGAGCUUCGACUCCCCAGAUGGAUCCCGGUGACCAGCGAGGCCCGGAGACAAAUGUGUCAAGCCUCCCGAUGAUAGUGAAGGUGGUUCAGGAGAAAUCCCCGCGUACGCCGAAGUUCAAUGGGAAUUUCAAACAAUUCCGUGAAUGGUCCCAGCUCUUCGAAUCGUACGUGAACAGCAAAGACAUACCCGUGAUUCAGAAGUUCGCAAAGCUGAAAGAAAGCCUCAUCGGCCCAGCGAGACAGGAAAUAGCGCAUAUAAGUUUCUGUGAGAGCCAAUACGAGAUUGCCUUGAAGAGGAUUCACGACGUUUACGGUGACGAACAAGAUGCCGAGCAACAACAUGUGAAGGAGAUUAGCGGACUAUUCAACGCCAAGGAUCUCCAUCGCCCAGAUAAGUUGAGACAUUUUCACUCGACUCUCUCUCAAAACGUUCUAGCCCUCGUGGCUCUCGGGAAAAGGAUCGACGGGCUCUCCACAUUCCUCGUACACAACCUAAUUCGAGUACUCCCGCGUUCACUACAACUUCAGUUUCUUGACAUUUACGAGGAUUUACGGGAAAGCGGUGACUCCCGCUGUGAGUUGGAGGUACUGAUAGAUUUUCUGGAGCGGCAGGUGAAAAUCCACCGGAAGAUUGCGGACAGCUCGACGAGAUACCGGAGUCCAACUCCCUAUUCCUCGAAUGAUUCUCAAUCUAACUACAAGCCGGCUCGGUUCGAACAUCAGUCGGCCAACUUCAGCUCGACCGUCAUAAACACAAGCCGCACCGUCCCCGCGGGACGACACAUGUACAGUUGCGUUUUCUGUGAGGCAUCCCACCUCAGCAGAAACUGCAAAGCGCCACUUACCCUAGAAGAACGUAAAGAGAAAGUAUCGAGUAAGAGGGCGUGUUUCCGUUGCCUACGAUUGAAUCACUCAGCCGUCAACUGCAAAGCGAACGUUCGGUGUUCGAUUUGUUCACACAAACAUUACCCUCUCAUGUGUCCAAAACAAGACAAAGUCUCGCCGUCAGUCAGUCAGUGUGACGUCACUACCACCAUUCUCUCCAGCGUGGACGCGCUCGAAGGCUCGACGCUCCUUCCAACAGGCUUCGUCUGGGCACACUUCGGGAACAGGAAGAAAAAAGUCAGAAUCCUUUUGGACACAUGCUCCCAUAGGUCAUAUGUGAGCAAGAGAACAAUCUCCGACUUAGCCGCGAAGCCGACAGACUCAACGCUUCUGUCCCUCGGCUCCAUCGGAGGUAAUGUCUCUGAUGUCCAACGCUUCCAGAUAUACGAACUCUCUCUACAGAGCUGCUUUUCUCCGCAAGUCGUGAUACCCGUCAGGUGUCUCGAGAUAGCCGAAAUCUCAAAGUCGGUUCUACCGCUGGUUAAGCAGACCUAUGGCUUAACGCCAAGCGCGGAUCUCGGCGGAGAUGGCGAGGACUUAUCCAUAGAGAUUCUGCUGGGUGCAGAUAUCUUACCAAAAAUCGAGAAAGAGCAGAAAAGACUCCUCGACGGUUUAUCAGCUUUCAAUACCCAAUUCGGUUGGUUCUUCUACGGUGGGGUCGUGAAAGAGUCGGACACACGCCCACCAAGCCUGUGCGCCUUCAGUCUCAUCCAGCCAUGGAGACCCGAAGAGUCGAGGGUUUCUCCGGUCGAAGAAGAACCAUUGACUAAAGAUAUAGACUUCCUUUGGAAUUCUGAAACUCUGGGCAUCGAAAGUCCAAACGAAAAUCAGAACGAAAUAGACGAGCUGGAUGAGGAAUUGAUCAAGCAUCACAGAAGAACGACGAGAAAACUAGCGGAUGGACGCUUUUCCGUUUCUCUCCCUUUUCGCAACAAUCUCGAAACGCUAGGGGAUAACGAAUCGCUCACGAGAUCUAGAUUGAUCAGACUGUUAAACAGUCUCGCGAACGAUCAAGACACGAUCGGAACCAUCGAUAAGGAAAUAUCGGAAUACAUCAGCAAUGGCUACGCGGAGCCGGCUCCGCCACGAAUUGAUGGGGAGCCGGCACAUUAUCUGCCGAUCCAGGCGAUCGUUAAGUCUUCCCCCGAAUACCCGACAGGGAAGAAGUCAAGAAUCGUUAAAGACGCAUCUGCAAGAUCAGCGGACAGGGCAUCAUUGAACGAUGUCCUCCAUCAGGGACCCAGUUUGCUUCCCGAUAUACUCAAAGUACUGAUACACGUUAGACGCUUCAAAUACGCUGUAGCGGCGGAUGUGGAGAAAGCAUUCCUCCAAAUCAAAGUAAACCCCGACCAUCGGACAUUUCUCCGUUUUCUGUGGCCCCUCGGAAUCUCCACAAACCCGAGGGCUCGAUGGCAAGAAUUCUGGAACACAUCUCUGGACUUCGGUUUGGUUUGCUCCCCUUUCUUGUUCUGCCAAACUAUCAAACUGCUCCUGGAGUCACAAGCAGCGGAGGACACACAAAAAUCUGCGUUAGCAAAUGAAGUAAUCGAUUCCUACUACAUGGACGACGUAUUCUCGGGUGGAGACUCUCUUAACGAAGCCUCUCACAAGAUCAAGCUACUUUUUGAAAUGUUUUACGCAGGCAAAUUCCGACUUCGGAAAUGGUCAACUAAUUCGAGCGCUCUUGCGGAUAUCAUACCGCUCACCGUACCGUUUCCUGACGUAAAUGUGACCUGCGAGAAAACAGAUGCGAAACUCCUUGGAGUGAAAUGGAACCAAAGGGAAGACUCGCUCGGCGUCUUUACCAAGAAGGCGCUCGUCGAGAUGAAGUCCGAUCGAGCCUCGAAGAGAAUAUUACUGAAGGCUCUCGCCCAGCUGUUUGACCCCCUAGGUAUAAUGUCGCCCUCUACCGUAUCAGCGAAGAUUCUCUUACAGAAGCUCUGGAAGAAAGCCAGAGACUGGGAUGAAGACCUCGAGGGCGACGACCUGGACGACUUCGUUCGAUUUCGCGAGUGCAUCGAAAGGUCAAGCAGUCUCAGUGUACCACGUCCCUUGAAAACCGACGAUAGGAAUCUGGCGGUCAGGGAAUUACAUACGUUCUCUGAUGCGAGUCUUUCGGCGUACGGCUGUGUCUGCUACGUACGAGAUAUUUUCUCAAACGGUCCUGCGAAGGUUUCCUUUCUGAUGUCAAAGGCGAGAGUUUCACCACUAAAGAGCAAGCAGACGAUACACCGACUCGAACUCCAGGGAGCGGUCGUGGCAGCCCGAAUUGCGCUAAGGGUGGGCAAUUACUUGAUUCCCCAACCAGAGCGGAAGCUCUAUUAUACUGACAACGCCGCUUGCUUGGGCUGGCUACGGGACUCCAAUGCGAAAUGGAAAACAUUCGUGGCUAACCGAACAAGAGAAAUACUGAGUUCGUCCCGCCCAUCGGACUGGUCUUACGUCAAAUCCUCAGACAACCCAGCUGAUAUACUUAGCAGGGCCAUGGACAUUAACGAGGAAGCAACGAAACUCAUGUGGCUCAAAGGACCGCCAUGGCUGGAACCUUUUGGUAAAGAUCCGAGCCUUCACCCACUCAACACACCCAGAGCCACAACAGAAACAGAUGCGGAACGUAUCGAAGAGAUCUGCAUGAUGACCGUCUCGGCUCCGCAGGAACAUCUCUUUGAUGAACUGUCCUUAAUCAGCCGGACGAACAGCUGGCCCAAGAUAGUCAGAAUUUGGGCAUUCACCAGAAGAGUCGCCCAGAAGUUCUGUCAGACCCGAGUUAGACUCGACCAACAGGGAAGCUUGGGACAAACGGCCAUGAAUUCGGGAAGGGAUCCGCCAAUCAAUCUACUAACUAUAUCUACGGAGGAAUUCGUGUUGUCACGAGACGACCUGAUCAGGAGAAUCCAGCAAAGGCGUUUCCCGAUAGAAUACUCUUCCGAAUGCCAAAGCGUGCCGAAAACCAGCUCCCUUUUCAAAUACAGCCCUUUCUUCAGUGAAGACAGGUUUAUCCGUAGCAGGACUCGCCUUGAGAGAGCCGAAUCGUUCACGUACGAUGAGAUAUACCCGAUUCUUUUACCCUCCGACGAACCCGCCGUAAAGCUACUAAUUCUCAAUAUACACGCGCGGGAAUGCCUCCAUUCCGGUGGAAUCGUCGGCACUCUACACAAUCUCAGAAGGCGCUAUCUGGUCCUGAAGGCCAGACGCCUCACUAAGACGUCAUAG